AUGUCACCGCCCUCUUCGCUCUGCUCCCUUGGCUCUUCCAUUUCUCCUCCUCUUCUUUCUCUCUCUCUACUGAUCCUUACGCUCUCCUUAUACCCCUCACAGUUUUUUCUUCCGUCGAUCGACGAAACUCCUUUCUAUCAUCCUCUCCUGGCGCUUCCUCGGUGCCAGUCCUACGUACAUCCCGAGUACCAUGGCCAGACAGACUUCGCUAGACUCCGAAAAGACCGAUCAUGGCUCCCCUCGGCCCGUACAUCGAAGCGAUUCUCUACCGUCAGCGGAAGCCCUUCGGUCGCAUCCUCUCUCGGCAACCUCCCCAGCGGCGAUCCCCGUAUCGCCGAGUUCCACAAUUUGCGCGACGGCCUGGAACGUCUCGAGAACAAACCCCUUCAGAAGCAGCGGUUCGUCCCGACCCCGGAGAAGAGUGACAACCUAAGCAAACUGGCCCUCGGCGCGAAAGUGGAACGGGCCCUCGGCCGCAGAAUGACGGGACAGGAUGCGGUCAUGCGCAAGCCUGUCCUCAAUGAGAAGACUGCCACGGAGUCGAGUCAGUAG
Messenger RNA from Aspergillus terreus NIH2624, 552 nucleotides. RefSeq lists its product as uncharacterized. The coding region runs from base 1 to 552 and encodes 183 amino acids. Lineage: Eukaryota; Fungi; Ascomycota; Eurotiomycetes; Eurotiales; Aspergillaceae. The transcript has 3 exons. The record is from RefSeq and is a predicted model, not a curated record.